CGAGUCGGUAAGAGGCGAGUCGACCAGGGGCGAGUUGACCUGACACCAAACCAUGCAUGUGACGUCGGUGAGUGUGAAGGGGUUGCAGGUUUUCAAGACUCCAGCUGCAUGUCUAAUUCGUCAUGACCCAUCAGGCACAGCAUGAUACCAUGAUUUCAGGUGCGGUCGGGGCUGACAUCAUCCCGCCGACCGUCAACCCCCUCCUACAACGAGAGAGAGACAGGGCCACGCUGACCAAGGACCUGGUCACUCAGAUGACCUAUAUGAUUGAUGAUGGCAAGGACAAGACGGCACGUAGACGCCAUAUUGAAUCCAGUCUGUUUUCAGACCCUCUUUUCAGCGAGCGAGACCGCUACAUCCGGACCUCAGCAGAGACCUUCGACAUCGGGGUCAAGCGUUCCAUCCGACUGAUUGACUUCAAGAAGGUUCACAACAUCACGUUCUCAGAGACAUGGGAUUAUGUCUACAGAGCAUUGACCAAUGACGUGACUUUUGGGGUUCAUGACCUGAUGUUUGUGACCUUCAUUGACAACCAAGGCACCGAAGAGCAGAAGGCGCGAUGGUUGGGCAAAGCUAGGAACAUGCAGAUCAUGGGAACGUAUGCGCAGACAGAGUUAGGCCAUGGCACCUAUAUCCCGGGAUUGGAGACCACCGCGACAUACAUUCCAUCCACCGAGGACUUUGUCCUCAACUCUCCCACGCUGACAUCAAUGAAAUGGUGGCCAGGAGCAAUGGGCAAAACUUCAACCCAUGUCAUCCUGAUUGCACAGUUGAUAAUUGGAGGCAAGAAUUAUGGCCCACAUGCCUUCAUGGUGCAGCUGAGAAGUCUGAAGGAUCACAGUGUGCUCCCAGGCAGAUCUGUUGGAGCCAUCGGAGACAAGUGGAACUUUGGUGGAGUUGACAAUGGCUACUUGUCUCUGGAGAAUGUACGCAUCCCCAGGAAGGAUAUGUUCAUGAAAUACUCCCAGGUGGCACCAGACGGUACCUACAGCAAGAAGGGUAACCCCAAGGUCAUGUACACUACCAUGAUGGUGGUCAGACUCAAGAUAGCCCAGGAGUGUUGGCAGUCCCUGGGCCGUGUCCUAACCACGGCGAUCCGCUACAGCGCCGUCCGUAAGCAGGGCCCCGUAGAUCAAGGGGGCCCUGAGGUAGUGAUUCUGGACUAUCAGACCCAACAAGAGAAGCUCUUCCCAGGUCUGGCCACGGCCUACGCCUUCAAUGCCGUCGGCAAACGGCUCCAGGAGGUCUUCAACAAAGUCCAGGCAGACAUUGAGAAAGAGGACUUCAGCAGUUUGCCUGAGCUUCAUGCCCUGACCUGCGGCCUGAAGGCUUUCACCACUGGCACCGCCGUGCGCUUCGUUGACACGGCCCGCUUUGCUUGCGGUGGGCACGGCUUUCUGCUCAGUUCCGGUCUGCCGUACAGCUAUUCGCGACUGUCGGCUGGCUGCACCUACGAGGGGGAAAACACCGUCAUGAUGCUUCAAGUGGCAAGGUACUUGCUCAAGAGUGCCUAUGCUGCCCAGAAUGGAGGCAGCUUAGCAUCAUCAGUAGCCUAUCUGGCUGAGGAUACCAGCGGGCAAACAUGGCCAGCACAGACAGAGACAGAUGUGGUGAACAGUGAUUUGCUCUACAAAGCGUACCAGCACCGAGCCUAUCGUCUGGUCAACCAAGUUGGUCAGCGUAUGGCACAGCUGAUGGGCCAGGGGCAGUCGCAGGGUGUGGCCUGGAACAACUCCACAGUAGACUUGGUGCGCGCUGCCAAGGCCCACAUGCAGUUCUACACCAUGGCCACCGUCUUUGAUGUCAUCAAGCCCUUAGCCGUAGACCCAGCCAUCCAGUCCAUACUACAGACCCUGAGCUGCCUGUAUGCUAUCUACAUGAUGGAUCAGAGCAUUGGAGACUUCCUAGAGGAUGGGUACAUGAACGCUGAGCAGGCACAGAUGGUACAUGGGCAGUACCUGGCACUCCUAAAUGCUGUCAGGCCUGAAGCUGUGCCUUUGGUGGAUGCCUUUGACUUCUCUGACCUGACUGUACACUCAGUGCUGGGGUGCUAUGAUGGUAACGUGUAUGAGAGACUGUAUGAGCAUGCCCUGAGAGACCCCAAGAAUAAGACGGAGAUUCACGAGACCUACUACAAGUACCUGAGGCCAUUGCUGACCGAGCACCAGUCUAAACUGUAACCGGAAUCGGCCGGCAGACAACCAGCG
Molecule: messenger RNA, 2207 nt
Organism: Patiria miniata (bat star)
Lineage: Eukaryota; Metazoa; Echinodermata; Asteroidea; Valvatida; Asterinidae
Product: peroxisomal acyl-coenzyme A oxidase 1-like
Exons: 15
Coding region: 123-2180 (685 amino acids)
Biological process (GO): lipid homeostasis; fatty acid beta-oxidation using acyl-CoA oxidase
Cellular component (GO): peroxisome
Molecular function (GO): FAD binding; acyl-CoA oxidase activity; fatty acid binding
Source: RefSeq, a predicted model, not a curated record